AUGGAUCCGCAAAAGCCAAUUGUCCUGGAUCAGGGAACGGGGUUCGUCAAAAUCGGUCGUGCGGGAGAAAACUUCCCUGACUACACAUUUCCGUCCAUUGUGGGGCGACCAAUUCUCAGAGCAGACGAGCGGGCCAAUGUCAGCACGCCGCUGAAAGACAUCAUGAUUGGGGAUGAGGCGAGUCAAGUCAGAUCGUACCUGCAGAUUUCGUAUCCGAUGGAAAACGGUAUUAUCCGGGACUGGGCAGACAUGGAACUGCUGUGGGACUAUGCGUUCUACGAGCAGAUGAAGCUGCCCUCGACAUCGGGGGGCAAGGUGUUGCUGACGGAGCCGCCGAUGAAUCCGCUGCGGAAUAGAGAGCAGAUGUGCGAGGUGAUGUUUGAGAAGUAUGAUUUCGGCGGGGUGUAUGUGGGCAUCCAGGCGGUGCUGGCGCUGUAUGCGCAGGGGCUGUCCUCGGGGGUGGUGGUCGACUCGGGCGACGGUGUCACGCACAUUGUGCCCGUGUACGAGUCUGUCGUGCUGAACCACUUGACAAGGAGACUGGAUGUGGCUGGCAGGGAUAUGACGAGGUACCUGAUUGACCUGCUAUCGCGUCGGGGAUAUGCCUUCAACAAAACAGCCGACUUCGAGACCGUACGCCAGAUCAAGGAGAAGCUGUGCUAUGUAUCGUACGACCUCGACCUCGAUACCAGACUGGCUCAGGAAACCACCACACUUGUGGAACAGUACGAACUGCCUGACGGAAGAGUGAUCAAGGUCGGGUCGGAGCGUUUUGAGGCACCAGAGUGUCUCUUCCAACCAAGCUUAGUGGAUGUAGAGCAACCCGGUAUUGGUGAGAUGCUCUUCAAUACGAUUCAAUCCGCAGACGUUGAUAUUGUUUCAACUUUGUACAAGGCCAUUGUCCUCUCCGGAGGUUCCUCCAUGUACCCCGGUUUGCCUUCCAGACUAGAGAAGGAAUUGAAGCAGUUAUGGUUUACACGGGUGUUGAAGAACGAUCCUACUCGUCUAGAAAAGUUUAAGGUGCGCAUUGAAGAUCCGCCUAGAAGAAAACAUAUGGUGUUUACCGGUGGUGCUGUCCUAGCUAGCAUUAUGGCCGAUAAGGAACAUAUGUGGCUCACAAAGCAGGAGUGGGAGGAAUCAGGUCCUGCCUCCAUGUCCAAAUUUGGACCAAGGUAG
Molecule: messenger RNA, 1176 nt
Organism: Eremothecium gossypii ATCC 10895
Lineage: Eukaryota; Fungi; Ascomycota; Saccharomycetes; Saccharomycetales; Saccharomycetaceae
Gene: ARP2
Product: actin-related protein 2
Exons: 1
Coding region: 1-1176 (391 amino acids)
Biological process (GO): Arp2/3 complex-mediated actin nucleation
Cellular component (GO): Arp2/3 protein complex; actin cortical patch
Molecular function (GO): actin filament binding
Source: RefSeq, marked provisional